Messenger RNA from Pseudo-nitzschia multistriata, 2298 nucleotides. The record is from the annotation of a GenBank genome assembly. NCBI's taxonomy places the organism in Eukaryota, Bacillariophyta, Bacillariophyceae, Bacillariales, Bacillariaceae.
CUAUCUUGCAGAACUGUACACAUCUCUUAGCAAAGAAGAAUCCUCAUCAUGGCAGAAGCUACAACCACCACCAAUGCCUUGUCGGCCCGAGAGCUCGAAUGGGCUAAGAAUUCACCCGAGCUGCAAGCCAAGCACGCCGAAAUCAAUGGCCCAAUCAUUCGAACCCGCUUUCCCCCGGAACCCAAUGGAUACCUGCACAUGGGUCAUGCGAAAUCCAUCAAUAUGAACUUUUCUUUGGCUUUUGAAAAACUGGGCGUUGCACCUGAAAACCGACGCUGCAUCUUUCGAUACGACGAUACGAACCCCGAUGCCGAAUCGAAGGAAUACAUCGAUUCCUUUGUGCAUGACCUGGAGUGGCUUGGGUGGACACCCGAACGAACUACGUACAGCAGCGACAACUUUCAAAAGCUUUAUGAACUCGCUAUAAAGCUGAUCAAAGAUGGCUUGGCAUAUUGCUGUGACAUGACCAAGGCCGAAAUGGAAGCCCAACGAGAAUUGGCCAUGCAGCGUGUCCUCGCAAGAAACAAAGGAGAAGAUCCUGACGAGGUUGCUCCGAUCCCUUCGGAAGAUAUUCUUCCCGGACGAAACCGCGAUACAAGCGUCGAACGGAACCUUGACAUCUUUGAACGCAUGAAAAUGGGUUUGUACGACGAAGGAACCUGGACUCUUCGUCUCAAGAUGGACUUUGAAUCCUCCAAUCCAAACAUGUACGAUUUGGUCGCUUACCGAAUCAGAUAUACGAGCCAUCCACAUGCGGGAAAUGGCUGGUGCAUCUACCCCAACUACGAUUAUACGCACGGAAUCUGUGACUCCCUCGAGGACAUUGAUUAUUCCAUUUGCACUCUCGAGUUCGAAACCCGACGCGAACCCUAUUUCUGGAUUCUUUGGGCACUCGAUAUGUAUCGUCCGAACGUCUACGAGAUGUCUCGAUUGAAUCUCCAGUACACCGUUCUAAGUAAACGUCGCCUUCUCAAACUCGUCAACAACGGCAUUGUGCGUGGAUGGAACGACCCUCGAAUGCCCACUCUUUCGGGCUAUCGCCGAAGGGGAUUCACGGCAGAAAUCAUCAACAAGUUCUGCACCGAUCUCGGGGCUACUCGUGCCUCUAAUGUCAUCGAGAUGGAGAAAUUAUAUACGACUGCACGCGUGGCCCUCAGUGAAAAGACCCAGCGUGCCAUGGCUGCUCUUGAACCAAUCAAAGUUGUAGUGACGAAUUGGGAGGACGCAAAGGGAAAUGGAGGCGAGGGUAUGGUAUUUGAAGUACAAAACUCUCCAACGGACCCUUCUAUGGGAAGCCACACGAUUGAGCUGACUCAAACCUUGUACAUCGAUUCCUCCGAUUUCCGUCUAGUGGAUGAAUCCAGCUAUUAUGGUUUGGCACCCAACAAAGCAGUCGGUUUGAAGUAUUAUGGUGGAAACUUGAUUUGCGACGAGGUCGUUUUCAAGGAAGGGGCUAACGGCAAGGAAAAGUCUCAAAUCGUAGAAUUAAAGUGCCACUUGGACGGGUCGGACGACCGUGUCAAGCCAAAGACCUGGAUCAGCUGGGUCCCGGCCCAAACUGCAAUUCCGUGCGAGAUCCGUGUCUACAACCAUUUGUUCACCGUUCCCGAGCCGUCGGAUUUGUGGGAAGAAGAAAUCAAUCCCAAAUCAGAAAUCGUGUACGAAAAUGGUUUCAUCGAUCCGUCCGUUCUUCCACUAGUUGACAAGAAAGAUAUAAGUCUGGUCAAAUCUAACCAAGCCCUUCAGUUUGAGCGAAUGGGGUACUUUGUGGUCGACGUCGAUUCCACCUUCGAUUCCUCAACCAGAACGGGGAAGUUGGUCUUCAACCGCACCGUCACAUUGAAGGAAGAAGUUAGCAAAAAGAAGGCCACUCUCAGCAAGCGCGAAGAGGAAGCCAACGAGGCACGCAAGGCAAAGCAAAAGGCAGAUCUGGCGGCAAAGGAGGCGCGUUUGAAAAUCGACCCCAUUAACUUUUUCAAGGAAGCCGAAGAAUUCAAGGGCAAGUACUCAAAAUUCGACGACAAUGGCGUGCCUACGCACGACGCCGAGGGAAAUGAGCUCACCAAAUCCGCGAUGAAGAAAUUGAAAAAGGAGCAAGACAAGCACGUGAAGCAAUUGAAAAAAGCAAGCAUGAAAAAGUAAGAAGAAUACAGGUUGCGGAAAUAAUUCCUGUAAAAAAAUCGAAUCAUAUUAAUAGCACAGUUGAAUCAGAUUGCAUGAAUAAGGGUUGCAGUCGUUGCAGUUUCCACAAAUCAGAAGGCGCGUACCAAUAGAAACCAAUAAGAAGUAGGUGAAGCA